Messenger RNA from Aspergillus aculeatus ATCC 16872, 1638 nucleotides. Its product is annotated as putative Na/H antiporter. Gene Ontology annotation, cellular component: plasma membrane. Gene Ontology annotation, biological process: proton export across plasma membrane; regulation of membrane potential; sodium ion export across plasma membrane. The coding region runs from base 1 to 1638 and encodes 545 amino acids. NCBI's taxonomy places the organism in Eukaryota, Fungi, Ascomycota, Eurotiomycetes, Eurotiales, Aspergillaceae. Gene Ontology annotation, molecular function: sodium:proton antiporter activity. The transcript has 5 exons. The record is from RefSeq and is a predicted model, not a curated record.
AUGCCUACCCUAUCGUUGAUCAAUUUCAACAUAGUCUGUGCGACGUUAGGGGGAUUCAUCUCCCUCUUUGGACUAGUCUCCUACUUAUUCAAGGAGAGAUUGUACCUGUCUGAAGCCUUAAUCUCCUUGCUUGCGGGAGUCAUCUUCUCCCCGCAUGCUGCCAACUUCAUUCGACCCGAGGAGUAUGCCCUCGGGUCGGAGCAGAACCUGGGGGAAAUAACUAUGUACUUCACCCGGCUUGUACUAGGGGUCCAGCUCGUCCUAGCCGGGGUGCAGCUCCCCAAACGGUACCUGCAGCUGGAAUGGAAGAGUCUAUCUCUGCUCCUGGGACCGGGCAUGGCGGCCAUGUGGAUGUGCAGCAGUCUAGUUGUCUGGGCCAUGGUCCCGGAAUUCCCGUUCUUGCAUGCCCUCAUCGUGGCCGCCUGUAUCACCCCGACGGACCCGGUGCUUUCAAACUCGAUCGUCAAGGGCAAAUUCGCCGAUAAGCAUGUGCCCCGUCCGCUGCAGCGCAUCAUCGUCGCGGAGUCCGGGGCCAAUGACGGCCUUGGGUACCCAUUUCUGUAUUUCGGCCUGUAUCUGCUCAAGUAUGUCGAGAUGGGAGGUGAGGCCUACAGUGGUGGUGCGGGGAAGGCCAUAGGGCUAUGGUUCUAUGAGACCUGGGCGUAUACCGUGCUCUUGAGUGUGGUCUAUGGCAUCACGGUCGGUUGGAUCUCCCGCGAGCUGCUCCAUUGGGCAGAGGAGCACCAUUACGUGGAUCGAGAGAGUUUUCUCGUUUUCGCUAUCGCUCUUUCGUUGUUCAUUGUCGGUACUUGUGGGUUGAUUGGGACCGAUGAUCUGCUUGCCUGCUUUGUGGCUGGUAAUGUGUUUACGCAAGACGACUGGUUUCGACUUGAGACCAUGGACGACUCAUUGCAACCCACUAUCGAUAUGCUUCUCAACUUGGCGGUCUUUAUGUGGUUUGGCGCCGUCUGCCCCUGGUCGUCGUUCCUCAACAACAGUGUCAUUCCGAUUUAUCGGUUGAUCUUUCUGGGAAUUCUAAUUCUGCUCGUCCGUCGCAUGCCAAUCGUGUUUGCCAUGCACAAGUAUAUUCACCAGAUCGAACAUCUCUACCAAGCGGGGUUUGUGGGCUUUUUCGGACCCAUCGGCGUGGGAGCCAUUUUCUACUUGUCGGUAUGUCGGGAAUUCCUGCAGGGAGUUACAGCCAACGGCACCGUGCGGGAAGACGCGCAAAAGCUUUCCGAGGCAGUCGAUGUCAUUGUGUGGUUCCUGGUCAUCUGCAGCAUCGUUGUGCAUGGCCUCUCUAUUCCGCUGGCUAAAGCGGGCUACCAUUUGCCCCGAACAAUCUCGCAGGCUCUCAGCACCAGCGCGACCCAAGAACAAGAUCCUAUUCCCAUCGAAAACAUCAGCUUCACCCAUAGUACCGCGACGCGCAACUCAGAAUUGUCGCACAGUCGGGGCCGUAAACGCGGUGCUGGGACCACGUCCAGGGAUCCACCCCCGCAAACAUUCUUCCAGAUUGGCCGCCCAGUGGUUCCGACUACAUCUCUGCGUGAUCAAAUCGGGGUUGGUGGUGCGGACGAGCCCGCUCGGCCGGUGAAUCUGGUCACUUAUGAUAACGAGGCUGGAAAUGCGGCUUAA